AUGGCAAUUGAAGGAAUGAAGAAGGAGUCUACUGAUGCCUAUGAAGACUUCAUGAGACAAGGGCCGGAGCACUUCUAUAGGGCAUUCAUAACGGCUGGUCGAAACCGUGAUACCUUCGAGAACAAUUUGAGCAAGACUUUCAAUGCGUAUAUUCGCAAGCAAAGAGAGAUGCCAAUUGUUGAUAUGCUAGAGGGGAUGAAAACAACAUUGAUGGUGAGAACGUAUGAGAGAAGUCAGCUGAUGGUAGGUUCUAGAGAUGAAUUAUGCCCAAGAAUUAGGGUAAAGGUAGAGGAAGCAAAGACGAAGUCUAGGUUUUGUGUUGCAAAACCAUGUACUGGGAAAAAAAUUGAAGUUGAACUGGAUGAUGAUAAAUUUGUGGUGGAUCUCAAAGGGAGGACAUGUGCUUAUAGGCAGUGGGAUAUAUCCGAUGUACCUUGUAGCCAUGCAAUUUCAUGUAUAAAUUACAUGAAGUAUGAGGUUAAUCAUUAUGUGGAUGAUUAUUUCAAGAAGGAUGCAUACGAAAGAUGCUACCAACUUCCAUUGCCGACAUUGAAUGGGAAGAAAAUAUGGCCAAUGUCCAUUGAUGAGCCAAUAUUGCCUCCGCCAUUUAGAAAACUUCUAGGGAGACUCAAGAAAUAA
Messenger RNA from Rhodamnia argentea, 639 nucleotides. RefSeq lists its product as uncharacterized. Lineage: Eukaryota; Viridiplantae; Streptophyta; Magnoliopsida; Myrtales; Myrtaceae. The transcript has a single exon. The coding region runs from base 1 to 639 and encodes 212 amino acids. The record is from RefSeq and is a predicted model, not a curated record.